AUGGCCUCAAACUUUCUCAUAUCCAUUCCAUUUUUUCUCUUUUUUGCAAUAGUCAUGGCAGGUGAUCCAGAUAUCACCACAGAUUUUGUAGUUCCAAUGAACUAUAGCGGUAAUGGUCCCCUUGAUGGAAACUUCUUUACUUUCACCGGCUUGUGCAACGUAGUUAACUCCGACUACACACAAACCUUCACAGUGACCAAAGCCACCACAACAAACUUUCCAGCUUUGGAUGGUCAAAGUGUUUCUUAUGCUUUUUUACAAUUUCCAGCAGGAGCUAUUAACCCACCUCACACACACCCACAUUCAGCUGAGCUGCUCUUGGUAUUAAAGGGGUGGUUGAAUGUUGGAUUUAUUGACACCAAUAACAAACUUUAUAAACAAACUCUCGCAGCUGGAGACAUGUUUGUGUUUCCUAAGGGAUUGGUGCAUUAUCAGUCUAAUGAUGAUCCAAAUCAACCUUCUACCGCUAUUUCUGCUUUCGGAAGUGCUAAUGCUGGCACAGUUUCAAUUCCUCUAAAUGUGUUUACUAGUGGCAUUGAUGAUAACAUUCUUGCUAGGGCUUUCAAAAUUGAUGUUGCAACUAUCCAGAAGCUCAAGGCAGGCCUUACACCCAAGGCUUAA
Molecule: messenger RNA, 621 nt
Organism: Pistacia vera
Lineage: Eukaryota; Viridiplantae; Streptophyta; Magnoliopsida; Sapindales; Anacardiaceae
Product: germin-like protein 9-3
Exons: 1
Coding region: 1-621 (206 amino acids)
Cellular component (GO): cell wall
Molecular function (GO): manganese ion binding
Source: RefSeq, a predicted model, not a curated record